Messenger RNA from Polyodon spathula (Mississippi paddlefish), 3250 nucleotides. RefSeq lists its product as uncharacterized. Gene Ontology annotation, molecular function: structural constituent of cytoskeleton; GTPase activity; G protein-coupled receptor activity. The record is from RefSeq and is a predicted model, not a curated record. The transcript is spliced from 7 exons. Gene Ontology annotation, biological process: microtubule cytoskeleton organization; mitotic cell cycle; G protein-coupled receptor signaling pathway. Lineage: Eukaryota; Metazoa; Chordata; Actinopteri; Acipenseriformes; Polyodontidae. Gene Ontology annotation, cellular component: membrane; cytoplasm; microtubule.
GAAAGCUUUAACAAAAUGAACUUCACUACAUUUAAUCCUUUGGUGAUGAAACAUGUUGCUUCUGAGAACAACUCAGACAAUGCGACCAGCAAUGCUUCCUACAGCAACACAACGACUUUGGCGUGCAACAAAAUCAUUAUACCCCAUGAACUCUUUUUGACUAUUGGGCUUCUGAGUCUCCUGGAGAACAUUUUGGUGGUGUUAGCCAUUAUUAAAAACAGGAACCUCCAUUCUCCGAUGUACUAUUUUAUCUGUUGUCUUGCCGUGUCUGACAUGCUGGUGAGCGUCAGCAAUGUGGUGGAAACCAUGUUCAUGCUGCUGAUUGAUAGAGGGGUCCUGGUGGUCACUUUCAACAUCAUCAGGAACAUGGACAACAUCAUUGACAUGAUGAUCUGCAGCUCUGUGGUGUCCUCGCUCUCCUUCCUGGGUGCAAUCACGGCAGACCGCUACAUUACAAUUUUCUAUGCCUUGCGGUACCACAGCAUCAUGACCACUCAGCGGGCUGUGGCCAUCAUUAUAGCCAUCUGGGUGGCCAGCACCAUCUCCAGCACACUUUUUAUCACCUACUACAAGAACAACGCUGUCAUCAUCUGCCUCAUCACCUUCUUCUUGUUCAUGCUCAUCUUGAUGGCAGCCAUGUACCUCCACAUGUUCACCCUUGCCCACCUUCAUGCCAAGCGCAUCACUGCCUUCUACAAGAACCGACGCCAAAAUCAGGCCACCAGCAUGAAGGGGGCAGUCACCCUGCUCAUUUUGCUGGGGGUAUUCCUCAUAUGCUGGGGUCCAUUCUUCCUCCACCUAACCCUGAUUGUCACCUGUCCCAAGAACCCAUACUGCCUCUGCUUUUUCAACCACUUCAACCUGUUUCUAAUACUGAUCAUCUGCAAUUCAUUUAUAGACCCCAUUAUCUAUGCCUUCAGAAGUGAAGAACUUCGAAAAACGCUUAAGGAGUUGCUAAUUUGCUCCUGGUAGUUGAUGCUUUGCUCUUCGCUCCAUCACCUGGGGGUGGAGCUGCCACUCCGAUUGAUGCGGGCCCUCCCUCAAGAGGAGGUUCGCUGCCAGAUUUUCCACCCCCAGCCCGUAGGGACAAAACCGCAGGUCCAGGAUGGGGAGAAAGCCACCGUCCUGUUUCGGUACCAGGAAGUAUCUCGAGUAGAGCCCCUCUCCGGGAGAAGUGGGAUCUAUGAGACGAAUGGCACGCUUGUCCAGCAAGGCUGCCACUUCGGUCUGCUCAUCAUAGCACAGGAUGUGAUUAGGCGCAGGGAUGUUGCAGUGUUUCUCUCUGCUGGUCCUGAUUGGGCAUUGCCUCACCCCUGUCCUGGCGAAAAUUACGUCAGCUGCUCGUUGAAAUUAGCAUCUCUCUUUUUGAGGCAGUGCAGCAUCACAAGGAGCAAUAUAAAAACCCCGAGACUGUACUUUCACAGUCUUCUCCUGCCUGCCUACCUGGAACCGCAUCCCAAAAUCUGCAUUUGUACAGGACUCACUAUCACACCAGAGGGAAGAAUGAGAGAAAUUGUUCACAUUCAGGCUGGCCAAUGUGGCAAUCAGAUUGGAGCUAAGUUCUGGGAGGUGAUCAGCGAUGAACACGGAAUCGACCCCACUGGAAACUAUGUUGGAGACUCGGACCUUCAGCUGGAGAGAAUCAGUGUCUAUUACAAUGAGGCCUCAUCUCACAAAUAUGUACCCAGAGCCAUCCUGGUUGAUCUGGAGCCUGGAACCAUGGACAGUGUCCGCUCAGGGGCCUUUGGUCACCUCUUCAGACCAGACAACUUCAUCUUCGGCCAAAGUGGAGCAGGAAACAAUUGGGCCAAGGGCCACUACACAGAAGGCGCUGAGCUGGUGGACUCGGUCUUAGAUGUGGUGAGGAAGGAGUGUGAGAACUGUGACUGUCUGCAAGGCUUCCAGCUCACCCACUCUCUGGGAGGGGGCACUGGCUCUGGGAUGGGCACCCUCCUGAUCAGCAAAGUGCGGGAGGAGUACCCUGACCGCAUCAUGAACACUUUCAGCGUAGUGCCUUCCCCCAAGGUGUCAGACACGGUGGUGGAGCCAUACAACGCUACCCUGUCCAUCCACCAGCUCGUAGAGAACACAGACGAGACCUACUGCAUUGACAACGAAGCCCUCUAUGACAUCUGCUUUAGGACCCUCAAGUUGGCCACCCCCACGUACGGAGACUUAAACCACCUGGUGUCUGCCACCAUGAGUGGUGUUACCACUUCCCUGAGGUUCCCUGGACAGUUGAACGCUGAUCUCCGCAAGCUGGCGGUCAACAUGGUACCUUUCCCUCGUCUGCAUUUCUUCAUGCCUGGCUUUGCCCCUCUGACUGCCCGUGGAAGCCAGCAGUACCGUGCCCUCACUGUGCCAGAGCUCACCCAGCAGAUGUUUGAUGCCAAGAACAUGAUGGCAGCCUGCGACCCACGCCACGGCCGCUACUUGACGGUAGCUACUGUCUUCCGUGGCCGCAUGUCCAUGAAGGAGGUGGACGAGCAGAUGCUGGCUAUCCAGAACAAGAACAGCAGCUACUUUGUGGAAUGGAUCCCCAACAAUGUCAAGGUGGCCGUCUGCGACAUCCCACCAAGAGGGCUCAAGAUGUCUUCCACUUUUAUCGGCAACAGCACGGCCAUCCAGGAGCUGUUCAAGCGUAUCUCUGAGCAGUUCACAGCUAUGUUCAGGCGCAAGGCUUUCCUGCAUUGGUACACUGGAGAGGGCAUGGAUGAGAUGGAGUUCACUGAGGCCGAGAGCAACAUGAACGAUCUGGUUUCUGAGUACCAGCAGUACCAGGAUGCCACUGCUGAAGAAGAAGGUGAAAUGUAUGAAGAUGAUGACGAAGAGUCCGAAGCCCAAAAAUGAACAUUUUAAAUCAAAAACAACAACAAACACAUUCAAGAAUUCAUGAAAACCCAGGCUUCCCUCCUCCCCCUCCAUGUUUUUACCCUGCUGUUUCUCUCUCUCUCUCUCUCUCUCUCUCUCUCUCUCUCUCUCUCUCUCUCUCUAUCUGCUAGUGGCAGUCCUAGAUCACUCUCUGUAUCCUUGCUUCUUACUGUUUAUAACUUGCAAAAACAAACAUAAAAACCACACCUUAGUAUUUAUAACUAAUGAAAAAUACUAACCAUUAUGAUACCAAGUUUUAGCAACUCUCAAUUCCUUCAUUUUGAUAACAUGAAGCCCCAAUGUUUUAUUUUUUUACUUGUUUUACCAAUUUUUUUUUGGGGGGGGGGGAAUAUUUAAUAAAUUUAUUGCUGUUAAAGGA